AUGACUUCCACCGCAGUCAGCACAGCCACGGGCACCUCCGGCGGCCCCAGCGCGACCGGCACAUGCGGCAGCCCCUCGCUCUACGACAUCCCGCUGAACGACACGGCCUGCGCGGUCCCCUACGGCGGUAACCACACGGACGUCAUGACGACGUGCUGCAAGUCGGCCGACGUCGUCAGCUACAACGACGACUGCGGCCUGUACUGCCUCGCCAUCGACCAGACCGUGACCGACAUCACGGACUGCCUGUAUCAGAACGGCAUCGCGUGGGCGGACGCCUUCUGCAACGGCGUGGGCAACGACACCGCGACGGCCACGGGCAACUCCGCGCCCACGGCGACGGGCGCGAGCGUGGUCUCGGGGUCGAGCGCCAGCAAGACGGGGAGCAGUUCCUCCAGCUCGUCGACUGGGGACUCGGACUCGAGUGCUGCGGCUCCGGUGAGGGGAGUUAGUGCGAUGGGCGUGACGAUUAGCGGGCUGCUGCUGUCGUCUGUGAUGUUUGGCGUGCUCCAGCUUUAG
Molecule: messenger RNA, 519 nt
Organism: Diaporthe citri
Lineage: Eukaryota; Fungi; Ascomycota; Sordariomycetes; Diaporthales; Diaporthaceae
Exons: 1
Coding region: 1-519 (172 amino acids)
Source: RefSeq, a predicted model, not a curated record